Ostrinia nubilalis (European corn borer) is the source of this 1176-nucleotide messenger RNA. RefSeq lists its product as uncharacterized. The transcript has 3 exons. Bases 1 to 1176 code for a protein of 391 amino acids. The record is from RefSeq and is a predicted model, not a curated record. NCBI's taxonomy places the organism in Eukaryota, Metazoa, Arthropoda, Insecta, Lepidoptera, Crambidae.
AUGGUCGGGCGGUGCGCUUGCCUCGGCCGCCAGGUCAGCACUGAGGCUUUCUUAAAGGCGGCAGCGCGCGCGCAGAUCACAGAGUGCCUCAGUACCUUCCGAGUGCUGCUGGCCGAUUACUUACGGGACCGCGAAGUCCUGUAUGUUAACAGAGACGGCCAGCUCAAACGGCGCGGCGUAGCUAGCGGGGUUCCACAGGGUUCGGUGCUCGGUCCACUCUUGUGGAACCUAGGCUUCAACUGGCUCCUCCGGGGCGUCCUUCUCGCGGGCAUGAGUGUCAUAUGCUAUGCGGAUGACACUCUGGUCACUGCACGGGGGAAGACAUUUGGGGCCGCGGCACGGCUGGCGUCGGCGGGCGGCAAAUUAGUCGGUCGCAGAAUACGACGCCUCGGCCUGAAAGUCGCGCUGGAGAAGACUGAGGCCCUCUUCUUACCGGGGCCUCGCCAGCGCACCCCUCCCGACGCCCACAUUGUGCCCACACUUCAACUGGCUAGCGCCACGCCUCCUCAAGGCAGCUGGCGCACUGAGUUGGCCCCUCCUGAAUUUGAGAGGGCCACAAACGAGGUGUCGUCGACUUUAUGCCGGCGUUCUGAAGAGCAUGGUGCUGUAUGGCGCCCCAAUCUGGGCGGACGCACUCAACAAGAGGAAGAAUACUGCCGUUCUGCGCAGGCCCCAGCGGGCCAUAGUGCAGAAAGUCGCAAGGACCUACCGCACGGUAGGGCACGCUGCGUCCUCGCUGGUACUCCUCCUUGGGAGCUAGAAGCUGGGGUCUUGUCUGUCAUCUAUCACUGGAUGGCAGACCAGAAGGCGCGUGGAAAGCGCCCGGCCCCGGAGCGGCGCGGUGCCGUCAGGCAGGAAGAGCGCGAGAUCAUGAUCGACCGCUGGAAGGAAGACAUGACUCGCGCGCAGUUGGGCUGCCGCACUCUGGACGCCAUUGGUCCUGUUCUGGACCAAUGGUUGGAACGAAUGCACGGGUUCCUCACGUUCCGUCUGGCGCAGGUGCUGACCGGGCAUGGCUGCUUCUGUUCGUAUCUGCAUAGGAUCGGGCGAGAUGAAUCCCCGCUGUACCACAAAUGCGGCGCGGCGGAUGACACGGUGCAGCACACCCUCGCGGUCUGCACAGGCUGGGAGGAGCAGCGCCAUGUCCUCACUGCGGUCGUGGGCCGGGAUCUUUAG